UUUUAGUUAAAAUACAAGAGAAUGUAAAUACUACUUUUAAUAAUAAUAUAAUAAAUUUAAUGCAAAGUUCCUCUUCUUUCAAUGGUUACCCACAAAUAUUGCCUUGUCCUUCAACAAUUAAACAGAUUUAUUGUUACAAUGGAGGUCGUUGCCAUAUAUUAACUUCUGAAUUUAAUUUUACUAAACAAUUAUCGUCUCCAUUUUGCAGGUUAGUGGGAGAGAGAAAUAUAUUUAAAUAA
Meloidogyne enterolobii is the source of this 239-nucleotide messenger RNA. Lineage: Eukaryota; Metazoa; Nematoda; Chromadorea; Rhabditida; Meloidogynidae. The record is from the annotation of a GenBank genome assembly.